CUUUGACACUGACAGACAACAUGUUUUCGACUUGUUGACAUUGUGAAAGAGGUGUAAUGGUCUACAAAACGGUAUUUCAAAUGCACUGACAUUCUUCAAUCGCAUAUUUCCGAGCUAUAUGUGAUCACAACUAUAUGCGGGUUCAAGUCUUGUUCAACUGCUAUACCACGGUUCAAGCUUGUUCAUUACAAUCGGUGAUAUUCUUGGAACAACGAAUUGGCGUUAAGCUGUCACCUACACAGGGCUGAAAUGAUCUUGGACCAGUACAGACAGAAAGCCCAGCUGUAUAAGAAUGAUAUGUUACUGGUGCCUUUGGAAGACGACUUUAGAUAUGACAAACCUGAUGAAUGGGACAACCAGUUUAACAACUACCAGAGGCUGUUUGAUCAUAUAAAUGGUAGACCAGAGUUAAAUGCUAAGCUGCAAUUUGUUACCCUGAAGGACUUUUUCAAUGCUGUGGCACAGAGAUCUCAGCUCGAACCUGAAGACGAUUUUUUGCCCAAGGACUACCCUGUGCUGAGAGGGGAUUUCUUCACAUAUUCUGAUCGUGAUGACCACUACUGGAGCGGCUAUUUCUCCUCACGCCCCUUCCACAAAAGUCUAGACAGGAUCACGGAGUACCAUUUGAGAGCUGGAGAAAUUGUCGUCUCCUUAGCCAUGGCGUAUGUUCGUAAAUUGGUGUGAACAGUUUCCCGUCAGAACCUGUGGUGAAGAAGGUGUCUGCUUGCAGUAGUUUGGGGCUGUGCCAACAUCAUGACGGAAUUACUGGCACUGCCAAGGACUUUGUGGUGGUGGACUAUGUGAAAAAGAUGAAUACAGAAUGUCCCAUGAUUCAAUGCCAGAGAAGACAGUUCUGCGAUUGAGUAACCCAGACACAAGCAGUUUUGUUUUACAAUUCCCUGGCACAACAGAGGGAGCAGCCAGUGACAUUGUACACCAACUCUCCAUAUGUGAAGGUGAAAAACCCAGAGGGAACAGUCAUUACUUCUCAGGCAGAUGCCUUCUGGUGCCCUGACCAUGAAAUGUCAACAGACAAGUCAAAGAUAAUCUGUGACAUCAAAGGAGGACAAUGUAAAACGCCAGAUUCAGCUGAGUUUCGUCAUGUAUGGGGUAAAGAUGGCAAAGGAAAAAGCGGGGCCUACCUCUUCUUAACAGAUGGGGAGGUGCGGGUAAAGUAAAAAAAGCCCUUAACAAAUAACUAUGGCACUAACCAAAUAAAAAUGACACUAACCAAGUAACUACAUCUCCGAUUGAAUAACUAUAACAUAAUUACUGCAACCUGCGAAUGGCCGUGAGUUACCCCCAGGCUCUGCCCGGACUCAUUCCUUCAUAACGCUGGCCACCGUCGUAUAAAUGAAAUCCUUCUUCAACAUUUUCAUCUGCCUCUGUUACCAAUAUUUUGAAACAAUAUGGAGGGUACAGAAAUAAUUUGCACAGUUUUAUGAAACUUGCAUCUUAAGUGACGCAGACAAGUCAUUCAUAGCAUCAUUUUCAUAAUAAUUGUAUGCAUAAAUUCCACUUAAAAAAAAAUGGUUGUAAAGGUCGAAGAUUUACAGUAUUCUUGAGUAUGACAUAAAGCACCAAUCAAGUAAAUAGGUAAAUAAAUGACACACAUAUUCUAGUGAACUACUGUAAUUUGGGGGUUGUUCUCCAGAUUUGUGCAGUUCUUGAAUUACCUCCCCUGUUCACAACUCCUCUAUGUAGAGUCAUCCUGAAAACCAUGUCUCUGUACUGACACUUCUAAAUACACAUCA
Liolophura sinensis is the source of this 1754-nucleotide messenger RNA. RefSeq names its product alpha-mannosidase 2x-like. The record is from RefSeq and is a predicted model, not a curated record. The transcript is spliced from 8 exons. Gene Ontology annotation, biological process: mannose metabolic process; N-glycan processing; protein deglycosylation. Gene Ontology annotation, cellular component: Golgi membrane. NCBI's taxonomy places the organism in Eukaryota, Metazoa, Mollusca, Polyplacophora, Chitonida, Chitonidae. Gene Ontology annotation, molecular function: alpha-mannosidase activity. Bases 250 to 684 code for a protein of 144 amino acids.